Messenger RNA from Hemiscyllium ocellatum (epaulette shark), 4627 nucleotides. RefSeq lists its product as uncharacterized. Gene Ontology annotation, molecular function: DNA binding. The transcript is spliced from 8 exons. Bases 504 to 1172 code for a protein of 222 amino acids. NCBI's taxonomy places the organism in Eukaryota, Metazoa, Chordata, Chondrichthyes, Orectolobiformes, Hemiscylliidae. The record is from RefSeq and is a predicted model, not a curated record.
UUCUGUGGCUGGAUGUGGGGGAAUUGGAGACGUGGCGUCGAGUGGAACAGCUGCUGAACGAGUCGUGGGCCGAAGUUAUUGGAUGAGAAAGCACAGGCGACAAGGUCGCCACCUGCAGCCGGCGGGCAAUAUGCCGGGGUCGCUGCACUGUGGCCGUGAGAGGCAACGCCGAAUCCCAGGGACACACGCACACACAACACUAGUUGCAGCAGCAGUUUUCGGUUCCUGUUUAAACACUCGGCAGCGGACAGUGCUGUGGUGAAAUGCUAAUCGCGGGGUAGAACUGUUUACCUUUCUUUGGCAGCGCGGCUGAUGAUUGCGUUCAUAGCAAGUUUUACGAAAAGUGCGACAAACGCUGGACUGACCUUUAGCAAAAUUCACAAAAUAAAACACUUCUAGUGCUGGAGGCAUUCCGGAACAGAUAGGAAUCGACCCCAGGCCUCCUGGUUCAGAGUCUAAGCUUCAAGUCCUCCUAGUGAAAGGAGAGAGUGGUGAACACUGGGAUGCCUCAACUAACAGCAGCUGCUGCUUUGCAAAUUGGUUUAUUAAUAUCUGCACUUCCUGCACAGUAUAUUUUAUCUCGUUGGUCUGGCAGUGAUUCUACCCUGCGCAUCCGGGCAUCAAGAAGGUUAAUCAAUAGCUGGAACCGAUUCAAAAACUCGUAUUUAAAUGUACAAGCAUGGAAGGACUGGCUAAAAGAAUGGACUUUAAAAGCAAGAUCUACCCAGCAUGAAGAUCCUCCUGGAGAGUCUCCAGCUAUGGAGGUCUUUCUAUUGAAUGAGAAUGAUGGAUACUUUGCAGACUCACCGGAGCCUCGCUCCCCAAGGCCACUGUCUGUUAAAUACAGAGUAGGACAAGUCAUCAAACACAGGCAGGAUGGGUACAUUGGUGUGAUUGUCGGCUGGGAUGAGAAAGCAAGAGCUCCGGAAGAAUGGCUUAAUCAAAGAUAUCCUUCAGAUGUGGAGAUUUUGAAAAGUAUUCCCCAUUAUAAGGUUCUGAUUCAUACAAAUGAUGGAAGAAAUGCAGAAACAGCCUAUGUUUCAGAGUUGGAUAUGGUCAUAUUAACUGGUGUGCAGGUGUACCACCCACUGUUGGUAUAUUACUUCAGCAUGUUUGAUGGAGAACAGUACAUAAUGAUGCCAUGGCUGAUGCAAAUCUACCCCCAUGACUGAACGGUGAUUAAUUACCAAAUGAUGCAAGAAAUGUGUUUUGCACCGUAAGAAUUUUUUUUGAAACCUUUAAAUUGAUGAAGGCCUCUCAAUGUAUAAUGUAUUUAAAAUAUAAUGCUAAAACUCUUUAAAGAAAAUGUAAAAAAUAUUGCUAUUAUCUACUCAGAUUUAUUGAUAUUUCUGGUUGAAAUAUGAAAUAACUAGUAGAUGAUUCAGGGGUUAUUCUAUAAAAAUCAGAUGUAUAUUUUCUACAUAUUUUUGAGAAUUAUUUUUUGAGAAAACUAUGCAAUUUAUUUCUUCCUUGAACAAUGGCAAAAUGUAUCACAGGUUUCUCACCUGUACACUUUCUUUUUCUGAAAUUUUGAUCAUUCACUGACCUUCUAGUAGCUUAUAGAGAGAAAAAUCAAAGGCAUAAGAUAUUGUCUACCACUCUAGUAGUAAUUCAUAGCAUGUCCUUUCUGUCCCUAUAGCAACAAAAUUAUGCUGUUGCUAAGUAAAAGUUGAAACUCCAAUUUUUCUGUGAGUUAGAAUUGAUCUUUGACUUUAGGCUGUAAUACGCUGAAAACUAUAGGGUAGCUAUCUCGGCUUGUCUUGUCUCCUUGAAAUAUAGCUCUGGAGUUUCUUUUAUUUCAAAAUACCAGUUCACAAGCUUUUUCAUUGUGCAAGGUUUAACAACAGAAUGAUUCAUGCGUGACUCAGAUCUGAGAGAGUUGAGUACGAGUAGGAGUGCUUUUGAAAUAUUUCCUGGUAAAGAAAAAAUGUCAGCCAAGAUUCUUGUCUUUGAUUAUAGGGACGUGCAUACCUAUAGAAGCUGGGCAUGGGCAGGUUCGAAGUGUCCAAGGAAUAAUAUAGACUGAUACCCACUGACAUGUUUGUCAGUGAAGAUGGGUCAUAUUGGUAAGGCUUAGUAAAAUUAAUGGCAGGUAGUGGUGGAAAGACUGAAACUGUUCUGUUCACUUCUCCAGAGACUAGAUUUAUCCCUUCUUGAUUUCAUCUACUAAUUUGCAUCUACUAAUUUGCACCUGACUAACCCAAGUGACAGGCUGCACACCCCACCUCAUGAGUAUUUCCACCUCAGUAAUAUAGCCAGCUGUAUCCAUACUUGACUGCUACUGUUACUAAACAUCACACACCUUCUUCAGUUUCAGGCCUUUCCUUCCCACAGAGCUACCCUGAGGUCCAUCUGUUAAAGCUCCAAGUCAACCUAAACCUUACUCACAUCAGUUCUAUCCUACCCUGCCCUUGUCAACUCUCAGUGGCUCCCCCUUCCCAGUUUGAUUAUUUCAUAGAAGCAAAAAAGAAAUCCAAAAGCAGGAAAAUCUCUAAAUCCAACUGGACCUAAAACUAAAUAUUCCCAGUUUCAUGCUGCAUAAAUAUUUAUAAAAUUAUUGCAGUUAAAACCAACUAUAUAUGAACCUUCAAGCAAUCUACUGUAGGUGCAGGAGAUUGGAAAUAAAAACUGGAAGUUCUGUAGAAAUGUAGCAUCUCUGGCAGCAUCUGUGGAGAGUGAAGCACUAAGAGAAUAUCCUACAAGGUGAAGGAGGGCAGUGGAUAAUUGAGACUGUUCAUCUGUUGUUGGGAAAAUGUUUGCAUGUUGUAAAAGAUGUAGCAGUACAGCAUGUUGAAAUACAUAAUAUGAUCAAGCAGAGGCAGCAUGACUUCAUGAUGGAGAAAUCAUGCUAAAUAAGUUUAUUAGAGGUUUUGAGGGGGUAACAAGCAGCACUGAUGAAGGGGAAUGAAUAGAUGUAAUAUAUUCGGAUUUCUAAAGUGCAUUCAUUAAGGCACCACAUAUAAGACUACUUAAUAAAUUCAUUUUUAUACUUGACCUUAUUAUCCUUAAUUCUUUAAAAUCUCAAAUGCAUUGCUAAAGUUUAAUAAACUUAUCUAUUAGAGCCUUUCUAUUAGAGUCAUACAGCAUUGCAAUGCCUCUUACAAAAGAGGUCCUUUGGACUAUCAUAUCUGCACUGGUCAUCAAGCACACUACUCUCGUCCCAUUUCUCAGAACUUGACUUGUAGUCCUGUUUGCUCUGGCUUUUCAAAUAAUUCACCUAAAUUUUCUUCAAUGUUGCAAUGACACCUCUCUGACCCUUUCAGACAGUGAGUUGCAGAAUCUUGAGUGAAAAAAAUGUUUUCCCUAAAUCCCCUAUAAACCUCUUGCCAUUAGCUUUCUCUGAGCCUUCUUUUCAACAGUAUAAACAAUCCCCAUGUCUUCAACCUCUCUGUUGAUCAGAGGCCCUAGGCUGGGUAUCUUGCUAUUUCCUGUUUAGCAUUCCUGUCAAUUUCAAGAUAUUGUUUCUGUAAUAUGGUUGCCAGAAUUGUAUGCUAUUCCAGAUGUAUCUGUGCCAAUAACUAUAAAUUCAUUGUCAUCCUAGUUUUUAAGCUCUUAUUUUGUCUAUACAUUUUUAUUGCUUUACAUAUUGAUAUUCUGUGAUAUUAGCUUCAUCAUGUAGGCAUUACCUAUUCUUCAGUGCCUUCCACCAACGUCUCGUCCAGAAUGACAGUGGAAUCUGAAUCUCCUCAGUGCGAGAGACAAAACUGGAGCAUAUGUAACCCUCUUCAACCAGCAGUACCAAGUGGCUACUGCACUUUGGUCUCCUCCUGAGGUCUCCAUCACAAGGUUCAAGCAAUUGGUUUCACUCCACAUGAUAUCAAAAGAAUGACUGAAGGCACUAGAUGCUUCAGUCUUUGGCCCUGAAAACAGCCUGGCUGUAGUACUGAAGAUGUGUGCUUGAGGUCUAGCUACACCCUGGUCAAUCUGGUUGAGGUAGACCUACAACAGUGGUAAUGUAGAAAAUUUCCUAGGUAUGUCCUUGUCUUCAGAAGCAGGCUAAAUCAAAUCUGGUUAAUUAUUAUCCCAUCAGUUUAUUCUGCCCUAUCAGCAAGGGGAUGGCAAGUGUCAUUGGCAAUGCUGUCACACAUUAUCAGCUCAGCUGUAAUCUCUUCAAUCAUGUUUGAGUUCUGCCAGGGCUGUUUGGCUCCAGACCUUAUUACAGCCAAGAUCCAACUGUGGACAAAAGAGCUUGAACUCAAGAGGUGAGUGUCUGCGUAUGAUAUCAGCAUUUAACCAAGUGUAGCAAUAAGUAACCCGAGCAAGACUGAACUCGGGGAAAACUCUGCACUGGAAAAUUAACUCAGUGGAAGAUGGCUAUAGUUGUUGGAAGUCAAUCAUCUCAAUCCCGUGACCUUAUUGCAGGAGUACCUCAAGAUAGUAUCCCAAGGCUCAACCAUCCACACUUGUUCGUGAAUAUCCCCUCCCACUGCCCCAAAAAAUCAAAAUUGGGACUGCUGCUGCUGACGAUAGCACAGUGUUUCGCAACAUUCACAACUCCUCAGACACUGAAAUAAUCCAUCUUGGUAUACAUUUCAUACUAUUUCUGUCACAUCAUUGUCAUUUAACAAAGUUGGACAAGCUGUGUGUAGAUUACUGUAGCCAUAUGCAUUGUUUGAGAACAUUUUGU